This is a messenger RNA of Camellia sinensis, 1466 nucleotides long. Its product is annotated as putative galacturonosyltransferase-like 1. Gene Ontology annotation, cellular component: Golgi apparatus. The record is from RefSeq and is a predicted model, not a curated record. Lineage: Eukaryota; Viridiplantae; Streptophyta; Magnoliopsida; Ericales; Theaceae. Gene Ontology annotation, molecular function: glycosyltransferase activity.
AGGCAUGAAUUAUAACAGAAUAUACAGCAAAGACUUUGGUAGGAGAGAGAGAAAUAAAAAGGAGCUUCCCGUAUCCUCUUUAUGAUUAUAUCCUCAACAACCUUUUCCUUUUCCUGCUUGCUUGCACCCAAAUGAUGCCGACAAUUGCAUCUUCAUGGCGCCAUCUCUCUCUAAUCCUAAUCCUAAUCCUAAUCCUCUCAUUUCUAUCCACCAAUGACGCCACUUCUCAUCAGAAAUUCAGAGAAGCCCCACAGUUCUACAACUCACCCAAUUGUCCUCCUUCUUCACUUCUCACCAACAUUAACAAUGCAAUUUGCUCCCAUAAUGCAGUACACGUGGCUAUGACCCUCGAUGCCGCCUACAUCCGGGGCUCCAUGGCCGCCAUUCUCUCCGUCCUCCAACACUCCUCCUGCCCCGAAAACAUACACUUCCACUUCGUCGCCUCCGCCACCACCAACCACCUCAACCUCACCAUUUCCAAUUCCUUCCCUUACUUGAAUUUCAUAGUUUACCACUUCGACCAUGAUGCCGUGGCCGGCCUCAUCUCUACCUCCAUCCGAGCGGCGCUCGACUGUCCUCUCAACUACGCCCGCAACUAUCUCGCCGAUCUCCUCCCAACCUGCGUCCGCAAAGUCGUCUACCUCGACUCCGACCUCGUCCUCGUCGACGACAUUGCCAAACUCGCCGCCACGCCCCUCGGCGAUUCGGCGGUCCUCGCAGCGCCGGAGUACUGCAACGCGAACUUCACGUCGUACUUUACGCCGACGUUUUGGUCGAACCCCUCUCUGUCUCUGACAUUCGCGAAUCGCAACGCUUGUUACUUCAACACGGGCGUGAUGGUUAUCGAUCUCGAGCGAUGGAGAGACGGAGACUACACGACCAAGAUCGUCGAAUGGAUGGAAUUGCAGAAGAGGAUGAGGAUCUACGAGCUGGGUUCGUUGCCGCCUUUUCUGCUGGUUUUUGGCGGGAACAUUGCUCCUGUGGAUCAUAGAUGGAACCAACACGGUCUCGGCGGUGAUAAUUUCCGGGGACUUUGCAGAGAUUUGCAUCUGGGUCCGGUCAGCCUUUUGCACUGGAGUGGGAAGGGGAAGCCGUGGGCGAGACUCGACGCAGGUCGGCCGUGUCCUUUGGAUGCUCUCUGGACACCUUAUGAUCUGUUACAAACAACAUAUGCUCUUGACUCUUGAGAUGUUUAGCAAAGAGACGAGAUAUAUAAGGCUACAGAUAGAUGAUCAUUCUCUGUUGUGUCGUUGAAUACCGUUUUCCACAUAGUAGAUGGAAGUAAAACAAACAUGGCACGGUGGUGAGUGAAAGUGGUCUGUAGAUUGCACAGUUAAUAACAGAUCGCAUAAUAUAAAGUUUCUAUUUUAGUAUUUUUUACUCUUCCCCAUGUCUAUAUCUGAGAACAGCAAAUUACAGUUACACUUACUCAACAUAAGAUAAGGUGAUCUGUUCAUAUUUCUUCA